AUGUCAUUAUACUAUCAAUUAAAAAAAAAUAUAAUAGAACCAUAAAGAGAAAUAGAAUUCAAAAACUUUAAAAUUCGAAAUCGAUAUUUAGUUGUAAAAUAAUUAAAGAACAGAAACAUAUUUCAAUUCUAAAAUAUGAGUCCAUUUAGUCCUAAUAAGGUUAAAUAACUACCCAAAUUAAGAUUACCUAGUUUACCUAAUUCUGAUAGUAAUCAAUAAUGUCUUUCUAAAAGUCCUAAGAAUAUUGUCAAAUAGUGUAUCCUCUAAUAACCUUAUAUAUAAUUACUGAGUUAAUAGAGUUAAGAUCUUAAGGAAUUUAUAACUUAAUAACGAUAAAUUGAUAAGUCAAUUCAAAAAAAGAAAGAAAACCCUACAUAUUAAACUGAUGAUUUGAGCUUUGAAUAUAAAAUUCCUAAAUGUCUUAGGAAAUAUUCAUUUCAAUAUUGUGACAAUAAAUAGUAAUAUAAUUUGAAUAAAAUAUAGAUUCAAUUUAAGUCCAACAAAUAAAUAAAUUUGAUUUAUUUAUAUUUGUUCAUAUUUUAUAUGCUUUAGAAUUUCUUUAUUAUAUAUACCUUUCUCUUUUGUAUAAAACACAGAAUUAAUAAUGGAAAAUAAAUAAAAUAUUUGGUUUAAUAUAUAAGCACAUUUUAAAAUUAAAUAAAAUCUUUUUUUAUUUAAGAAACCAUUUCAUGGGAAUUUCAAGAGACAGCAGACACAAAAGAAGACUUACUGGAGGUCGUAUGCCUAUUCAUAAGAAAAAGAGAGCCUUUGAAAAAGGAAGAUAAGCAGCAAUGACUAAAUUAGUAUCAGGAGAAAAAAGAGUAAGAAGAUUAAGAGUGAGAGGAGGAAAUUUCAAAUUCAGAGCUCUUCGUUUAUCAGAAGGCAAUUUCUCUUGGGGAAGUUAAGGUGUUGCUAAAAAAGCUAAAAUUGUUGAGGUUGUUUAUCAUCCAUCAAAUAAUGAAUUGGUCAGAACUAAGACACUUACUAGAGGUGUGAUUGUUUAAAUUGAUGCUGCUCCAUUUAGAUAAUGGUAUGCAAAGAAAUAUAAUGUAGAAUUGGGAUCAAAGAAAAAGGAUAAGAAAGUAAUAAUGAUUUAUUAAAAUAGGAAGGACAACCUGAAUAAACUAAAAAAUCAAGAAGUCUAAUUAAGAAAUUAGAACAAAGAGCAAAGGAUAAUGCCAUAGAUGCAUUAGUUUAAGAAUAAUUUACAAAUUAAAGAUUAUUGGUAAGAAUAACAUCAAGACCAGGAUAAUCAGGAAGAGCUGAUGGUUACAUUUUGGAAGGAAAGGAAUUAGAAUUUUAUAUUAAGAAAGUCGAAUAAAAGAAGAAAUGAUUU
Molecule: messenger RNA, 1336 nt
Organism: Paramecium pentaurelia
Lineage: Eukaryota; Ciliophora; Oligohymenophorea; Peniculida; Parameciidae
Source: the annotation of a GenBank genome assembly